Messenger RNA from Topomyia yanbarensis, 8030 nucleotides. It is a transcript of the gene red, whose product is annotated as lysM and putative peptidoglycan-binding domain-containing protein 1. The transcript has 3 exons. Bases 335 to 1297 code for a protein of 320 amino acids. NCBI's taxonomy places the organism in Eukaryota, Metazoa, Arthropoda, Insecta, Diptera, Culicidae. The record is from RefSeq and is a predicted model, not a curated record.
CAGGAGAGCGAACGACAGACUAAGAGACACAAGAGCGCAUCAAACAUUCAAAUGCGCACUCUCGGACAGCUGUUGAUCGCGAGUAUGUGAGUGAUAACAAACCGGACAACCGUUUAGUGGCAUUAUUAUUGUCCAUCGGCUUACUACGGACUGUUGUGCACUCUUAUCAUCUGUAGCCACCGUCGCGUGAUACAUUGUGUUGUAGUAAAAUGUGUCGCAUCCAUUGUGUCUGCUGAAACGAAAACUAAUUUUAUGUGAACACUAUUGUGGUUUUGCGCGAUCGACCAUUCAUUGAAAAUAGUAGUGAUUUGAUUGGUUUACAAACAGAGAAACAAUGAGUCUCGAUACGGUGAAUGAUCUUCGACAGAAGUAUAAAAAUUGGAAAUCUUAUGUCAAGUUCGUAAAGCUGGUCUCGGACGGGAUGGAGGACGAAACAAUCUUCGGCGAGAAACAGUCGAUACGGGAUUCUGCCCGGGCUUUGAAAAAGUACGGAAGCAUUUCCGGCUCCGGUGCUGCUACCAGUGGAAGCGGACAGCGAUCGCCUGCCAUGUGUACCGAAGCGCUCAUUCGACAUGAAAUAGAGAAAACGGACACGUUGCAGGGGAUUGCGCUGAAGUAUGGAUGCAGUAUGGAACAAAUCCGCCGCAUUAACCGUCUCCUGCCGACCGAUACAAUCUUUCUACGACAAUUUCUAAUGAUUCCAGUAGAGAAAGAUUCUCCGCACUAUCCGAAAGACCCGUCGGCUAUCGUGCGGUCUAGUAUGCUAUCGCUUCGAACGUCCUCAGUCGCUGGAUGUGCGUCCAGUUCGUCCACUUGUUCUACGCCAAUGGACACCGCGGGUGCUAGUGAAGCCAGCGUUAUAUCGCCAGAGGAGGAAAGUCGAAAAAAUAUGGAAGAGUUCCUAUGCAAAAUUGAUUCAUCAAUCGCAUCGUCGCGAAAGUAUAUAGCAGAAUCACAGAAGAAUAGCGAGUUUAUGUCCAGCCAAAGCGAUGACAACAUUUUCAGCUCCGGUGCGAGUAUGAACAGCAGUGGGUACUAUUCGAAACCGCGAGCAUACUCGACGGCAUCGUCCUCGUCGUCAAUAUCGUCAUAUCAGCAGUAUCACUAUCAUACGCUCAGUGCUGCGGGGGCAGGUCCAGGUGCUAGUUCAUCAUCUCAUCUAAAUCACAAACGGCAGAGCUCUACUGGGAGCACGGCUUCCGAUACGAGUCAGCUAAUUGUAAUGACCCAGGGAAAACGAGUGCAAACUUCGCUUCAAAAGUUGGAAAAGCAACAGGACGAGCUGUUUGAAUUGUAGCAGCGACAACAUCAUGGUGCACCCUGUUCGUCAGCGGAAUUAACCGAUCAGAUAGAAAUGAAAAUGCUAGUCGAAUACCGUAAGCAUGAUCAGUAUGUGUUUAGUACCGGUACUAGAGAUAGUAGUAGUAGUAGUAAUAGCGGUAUGUGCUACCAAACCCACCCAUCUUAUCGCCAGUUAAUGGUCGGAUUCAAAUCACGAAUCAGCAGCCUUGUGGCACUACUAAUGCGAUCCAGUCGCACUGAACGGCGCCAGUUACGCUAUCAUCACUACCAUCUACAGCGGAAUGAGUGGCGGGAGGCUGAGGAAGAAUCGUCGAUCAGUCCAAAGCAAAUAAAGAGGAAAGAGCAGAGCUAUGAGGGAUUUUGUAAGCGGCCAAAGGCCACCGGUUACAACUUUUAAGCAGUACCUGCGUGGUAAGUAGAUUGCAUCUAUUCAAACUGACUGAUUGUUGGAAGAAGUUUGAAAUUAUCCAUUCGAUCACACAAACAAAUUCAUAUAAAUUGAUGAGAUUCCUCUAGAGCAAUAUUGUCUGCGAAAAGGAGUAGUUUAUUUCCUUUUUCUGUUAAGCAUUACAGUGUGAUAGUUACAAAAUAAACUAUAAUGUUUACUAUUAGAAGCUAACCAUGUUUGCUAGGUUCAGCAACCUACAGAUGUCGAUAUGAGUUGUUAUUUGCUAUCGGAGUGCGUCGCGUCUCGAGGUUAUGUUUAACUAUGAUUAACACAUUUCGCACGCAUUCCUUUUGCUAGAGAUGUAAAGGAGUUGAAGGCAAGGCGAAAAUAAGAAAGAGCAGUUCUGUUGAAAUGAUCUUAAAACGAUCUUUCAUAAGCCAAAAGAUGCAAUUUUUUAAAUCAAUAACGUAAGCUGGGGUAAUGUUGAAAUAAUUACGUGAUAUGCGAAUCAAUCAGUAUAAAAAUUUGUUGUAGGAUGUCAAGCAAAUACACCAUAAGUGGCAGAUAUGUUCGAUUAGAUACAUAUAUUUGACCGAAAUGGUAUUUUAGAUCAAUUCUGAUGACUCAAUCAGUCUAAAAUUUUAAAAAUUUUAAAAACAUUUUACAUCCGGCUUCAAUUAUUUUGUAGUUAGAAGUCUUUCUCAAAUUGUUUUAAGAGUGAACGCAAUUUUUCGGAUAAAAGGAAAAUAUUACCUUUAAAGAGAGUCAAAAAGCCACAUGCACUGAUUAGACUAUCACGCUUCUACGUACUUAGAACCCAUGGCUCCGAAUAAUUGUACAAGUGAAUGCAAGGGUGCCAAAACUCCCCUAAAAGUUAUAAUCUCUUUUUGCUUUGGAUGAGAACUGUAACCAACUUUUGGGGUGGGCCGAUUCUUGCUACUUCAAUAAACACAACACAAAGCUCCAGAAUAUCCAUCGCACUAUACUGCCUUAGCCUGGAUUUUCAUAAGCGAUUAUUUUAUGCCUUUUUCUACAUUCAUGUCUCCGGAUGAACUUAUGCCUGUUGUAUUUUUAUAGAUUUUAUCAUAAGUAUCUGGGCAUUGCAGAUACUAUGUGAAGGUUUCCUUCGUGUUGGGAUCGUUUCGGAAUCUUGAGAGCGAAGUCAAAUGUGUUGACCGCAGUUUCAUAGCUGUAAAUUUUUAUAUUUUAUAUAAUUUGCUCAUAAACACAGCAGACUUACUUGCACUAGAUUCCUUCAAAUUUUUAAUCCAACAACUUUCUUAAAUUAUUAGUUCUUACAAAUUAUGCUUUCUAGCUGACAAAGUAGGUUUGUGCCAGUGCACGGAAGUCACUCCGGAGUAAACAGGAGCAAGAAAUUCUUGCUUCCGGUUUGCUACCAGAAGAAGAAAAAGAGAGUACAGGAACGAUUUUCUCCGGAGUACUUCCAGUUUCUCCUGGUACUAGAACAAAUCUAGUAUUUCCUCACUGACCAGUGUUUUCCAGCUGACAUGUAAGAAGCAGGUAGCAGCAACUGAUCUGACAUUGACAUGAAAGCCGUUACUGACGGGUGGAAUGAGCUGGCUGCAGACGAUCGUUGUUACCAAAUUGAGCAGUGGCGUAAUUUGCCCCAACAUACCCCGACCCGUAAUACUGGUCCUUCCAAGCUGAUGGACCAGUGUUAUCGUCUUUGCGAAUCCCUAGACUAGCAAUCUUAGUAACUGGUCAGCUUAGUACACCUGUUGCGGACUUCACAAUGUCUUGGCGCACAUGGUCGCACGUCCCUGCAUCGGAUAAUCGAUAGAAUCCGUCCGCGGAUCCACCCGGUUCGAACUGCCUCGUCGACGAUAACUACCUGUUUCUGGUGCCUUAGUGAUCUCAAACCACUUUGUAGGCCUAGCGAUCGUGGGAAAGUAUUCCUUUACUAAACGCCGCUAAAAUCGGCCAACCAGGUAUCUAGUAAGCUGCCAAUUAGUCCUCGAAGCUUCUUUCGGUUAGAUAAGAUCUUGCUGCCUUUGGAUCGCUCCAUUUGAAUUCAGCAGUAAGAAAUUGUUCGAUGUUAGUGCUUCUUGAUUGUCUGUUUCUAAACAGAUGAAAAUCAAUGGACGUGAAUUGACUACUCCUUCUGCCUCCGUUAUUAUGGUAGCAAAAGGUUUCUUCGCUCGGGUUCUUACAGGAGCUAAUGGUUGCAAAGGCCGUCUUCACUGAGCGGACAAGUCGCUCCCGCGAGCCCACCAUGUGCGGGCCGGAUGGCGGAAUGAACAUCCAUUUAGUGUUGAUAUUGGUGAAUAUUACAGCUAGCGACUGGUUGGCGGACUUAAUCUGCUCGUGGAGCUCUCGGUUAGCGCCUUGGAAAUUUGUGCAAUUAUCGUUAUAUAUUUCAAGUGGCGAUCCACGGCGUACGAUUAAGUGUCAACGGCUCGGACUGACAAGCACGUAAAUAGUGCCACCCAUCGUUUCGCUAAAGGUCGGCCUGCUUGACGGCCGUUGAUCCGAAAUAGUCCAGAUCAACUUAGGAGAAAGGACGGGUGAACGGACUUAAUCUAGCCUUCGGUAGAGGUGCCAUCUUGUGUUGCAAUGGCUUCGACUUUUUCACUCUGCAUAACAUGCACAGUUUGCCCGCUUUAUGAACCAGUGCUCGUAGGUGUGGGAUUCGGAAUUGCUGUUUCAAUUCGUUCACUACUGUGUUGUUGUUUGCAUGAUACCAGUCCGCUAUUAGAGACGAAAACGGCUUCUCUAAUUCGGCGCUCCAUCCUGAUCACCCAUGUUCAUCGAGAAACGGAGACAUAUUGUAGAGUGGAUGGGAACUCUCCAGUGUUUUCUUGACAUUACCCUGAAGCCUGUGUUUUUUAAGUAGCCCAAUUUCACCUAAGUAGAUAAUCGAUUGGACAUCACACCAGAGGACGUUUUCAGCAGCUGCUAACUCCUCGUUUGUAAAACGACCAACUUCUCUCAACUGCCUGUUCGUCUUUCGGUAACUCACAGCGAAACGGCAUAAGCUAUCGAUCGAUGGAGACGCUCCCAUUUCGAGAAGUGUGUUCACUCUAUGAAAUCAGACGGCUGUGUCCGGUGUACGAAGCAUGUUCGCAGCUCCUCAACCGUGCUGAGCAUCUCAGGGUCCAUUUGCGGCCAUUGCGUAGUUGUGUGUUUCAGAACUUAGGGACUAGCAAUUUCUCGUGAAAAGCCCUUUUCCCCGCUUCGUUGCUAAAUCCACUACAUUGAACUUCGUUGGAAUCCAGCGCUACUCAUUGGGGUUUGUUAUGGAGAGAUUUUCGCCUACUCUGCAAGCCACGAACUGCGAACUGGUAACAACGCUGGCUGGAAAUGAUCCACGCUAGCACCGCUUCAGAAUCUGACCAAAUGAAUCUACGCGAAAUUGUUAGUGAAUGAGUCUCUCCGAUGAUUUUCAUCAGCCUUGCUCUUAUCAACGCAGUCUGCUGUUCCAACUUAGGUACGGAGAGUGGUUUUAGUAGGGCCACACCAACGCGAUAUGAUUUUUUCCGGCAACUACAGCUCGGAAAUACGAAACAGCUGCGUAUGCGCUCUCGCUGACAUCCAAUUUCAUCGUCCCAGCGGGCAUUCGUCCGCCAGAAAUCUUGGAUAAUGAUCCGUCCGUGAAUCAAAAAAUGAGACCGCAAGCCAAGAGGGGCGAACUGGCUCAUCCCACGUCGUAGGAUGCCUCGCUUCAUCGUGACAGAUACCCCAACGUCCAUGCUGCUUGAAUACACAAUUUCAUCGUCUAGCAAGCCAGGACAUUCCCAGCACUCGUUCCACGCAGCUGCCUUUAUCCCAGUUGAUGAGCUUCUCUAACGAGGUAUCCAGUGUGCAGUUUCCCGACCCGACAGGAAUCCUGAUGAAUUGGACAACCAACUGCUUAUUGAGUCCCUUUGAUGUAUAAACGCGACUUCCUUGGCGACCUUAAUCGCCUCGUCCUCAGUGUCAAAGCUAUCGAGAUAGCCGUACACCUGGACCUGGAUGGAGCACGGAGAAAAUGAUGAUCCGAACGUGGCAACGUCCAUAAUGAACACCUGCGGCUGCUGUUCCGGAAUUGUCUCGGCAUAGAAACCUUUGGGAGUCUCUAUCUUCCUUUGUCAUUUUGAUUUGAUGGAACAUUUCACGUAUAUCGCCUCCCAGUUCCGUUCGCGGAACCUGCCGAGAACAGUUGGAAGUGAAGCAGCUAGAUCCGGUUCCUUAAGCAGCAUCGUAUUAAUUGAAACACCAUUUACUUUGGCAACCGCAUCCCAGACCAGGCGAACUUUGGCAGGUUUGUUCGGGUUAUGCACUACACCAAGUGGCAGGUACCACACCGUCCGCAAAUCAGCUGUUCUUAGUUCUUCUUCCGUUGCUUCGUGCAUGUAUCCCUUUUGUUGGUAUUCCACCAUUUGACGUCGCACGUUUUCGGCAAUAUUCGAAUUCGUCGUCAAGCGCCUCUCGAAGCACUCCAAUCUACGAAUUGUCGUAACAUGUCGUAACUAUCUGGAAAUUCGACGUAGUCAUAACGCCACAAUGAUCUAGCUUCGAACCUUAUUUUCGCUCGCUUUGUUGUUUGUUCCAGAAUACUUUUUCCCCUUUAUCUGCUUCUGAGUCCGAGCCACUGUUGACUGAAAUUUGAAGGCUUUCCUCUGCCUACCGUAGAUAGCCCAACCUAAACGGGUCUUCGUGGCGAUGGGUUCUCCUUGUUGACCUUCUCGGAUUGACGUCGUUGCAGUCAGAAACGCGUGCUUUACUUCAAUGAGUAUACCAAGAGUCACGCCUUCGAAACUCUUGCGUAGGUGGGCGUACCGACGAGCCAAUUCGUCAUUCGUCAGCGAAUAUCUCGAGGGUAAUUUGAUGGGAAUCCGCUUCCUCUCAAGUGAGAUUCCCAUUUCAAGAGCGACAUAACGACUUUUCGACGCCCUCAAAUUUCAGUUCAGCUGCUAUUCUCUUCUCCACGAGGGUAUCCGACGACUCCUCGUCGAUAAAGGCGUGAGUGUGUAUCAAUCUCCCUUGGUAAUGGAGAGAAUAAGGAACACCUUCGUACCUUUCAUGUGGUGAUGUGAUAUUAUCCCUUCCGAUGCUUGUUAUCCUUGACCCGGUGGACCGGAAACCUGGGCAACCAGGUGUGUCCUAUUUGGUGUCCAGUGAAGUAGUGGAUGAUGUCGUACCUGGCACCCUGCCACAUCACACCGAGCUUGUGACCUUCAUGGUCUUCUGCCGUGCCAGUGGGGUGGGAGAAUCGUGUAGUGACCUUCGCCUGCAUUGUCGCUCUACAUAGUGCUGUUUUGAUAGCUGCGAGUAUUAUUCGAGGCCUGAUAUUUGGCGUUGAGGUCGCCUUCGACGAUGAAGUCUCUUUGAAGUGAAUCCGAUGUUUCAUCACUAGCAUUGGCUUGCGGAGGAAGAUAUGCUACUAUAAGUGUGAUGCUACCAGCAGAAGUGGUUAUCUCCCCUCCAAUGUCUUCGAUGAACCGCAGCCGAUAAUUCGACAGGAGGCCAUUAUUGAUGUUCCCUCUGACUACGAUUGCAACACCUCCCCUUGAAGUUUGGUAGGUUUAGUCUUACUAGUCGGAAACGAUAUGCUGAUGCUUAUCUCGGGUUUAAGGGUGAUUUCCAUUAUGAAAACCACGUCGAACGGCUUUUCUUCAAGGAAUCCAGCUCGAUGAUUUUUUUCUUGAGUGAGCAAGCGUUCCAGUUGACCACAUUAGCAGCCAUUUUCAAUGAAUAAAAUACCCUGAGUGUAUAUCUGGUCGAACUGGGUUUUUCCACCUAGGCAGGCGAAUUUAAAAUUGUUGAAAUAACGGUUAAACGCGCUCAGCGGAAAACACCGGCAAAACGGCUAUUCCCUAGCGAUCAAUAACAGUACCAUCACCGACUCACGAGGAAAUCGCAGACAGGAUAGGAUGCCAUUUCCAAACCCUAUCCGGCGACGAAGCCCUGUCCGCUGUUUUCGUCCAGCGUUAAAGCAGACUACAUGCAUCACCGACCACCUUAUCGCCCAACUUCACAGCCACCUACAAUAAACACUUCAAUAAAAUGGAUCUCAGUACCGCUCGCGGGAAAACCGACUGCCAGGCAGGGUGAGCUACCCGAAGGCAUCUUGGGGAACCUCUAGAUUCAUUUAACGUUAUCUGGGAAGGCGGUUUCUUCUCAGAGGAAUGGAAACUGGCCCAUAUUUGUAUCCAUCCCCAAAAAAUGCCAGCGAAUUCCGACCAAUCAGCUUCCUGAUAUGUACGGCGAAAGCCCUGGAAAGGAUGGUCAAUCGGCGACUGAAGACGGGUCUGGAGGACCACAAACUACUCGGCAAAGAAGCCAACCUAAGCACCCUCGGAAAAGUGCUGGACAAGGCCAAAACCUUGUAAAACAAGAA